GGCCAUAAACGCGUCAAACAUAUCAAACGAAGCUUCUUCAAAAAACAAAAGGUCUUCGUCUCUUUUUUUUCUAAAUCUAGCAGCUCAGAUCUGAUCUGAUCGGAUCAUUUUUCUCUCCGUCUCUAUUGUUUUCCGGUAAGGCCAUUCAAUCUCUUGUGUCCGGAGAGACGGCCAAUUUAAAAUUCAAGAACAAUCACGGAAUUGUAGAUCUAGGGUUUCCUUAUUUUUUUUAAUUGUUUGACUUUGAUUAUUUUGCUAUUUUUAAUUCUGUUCUCGUUGCUGUUGUGGAAUCUCUCUGAGCGGUAUUGUUAUUGUUACGAUUUGUUAAAUUUGCUUCAUCUGAUAUAUUUGAUUUCGUGUAAAAGAAAAAAAGGAUUCGAAUUGAGUUGUUGAUUUUGGGGAUUUAGGGUUUGUAUAUCUAUCUCUGUGCUGUUGGUGUUUAAUUUUCAAUACGUUUUUUGAGAUUGAAUUCUUUUGAUUGAGAAGAAAUUUUGGUGCUUUAAUAAUAUGGCGGCAGGACGAGUCGAUGUGUCGAGGAGAAGGGGUAUUAAUGGUUACGACAGUAAUCAUUUUAAUCCAUACAAGAAUGGAGAACAUGGUGUGGGGUAUAAGAAUGGCUACCAUAAUUCCUCAAGUUCCCGAAAUAUUAUUUCGGGAAGAAAUAGGGUUAGCAGUUGUAGAGAGAUAGAAAGGGAAUUCCGAGAAUUUCGUCCGAGAUAUGGCCUUGAGGAUGGUGAGAUACCAAGCAGUGAAGAUGGGAUUCAGCUUCCUUUGGAGAAGAAAAGGAAGUUCUCCCCUGUUAUUUGGGAUGUUGAAGAUAAAGUAGCUUUGAUGCAGAAAGCCGUGACAACAAGUGGAACUAUAAAAAUUGCUACAAACUCGGUUGCCUCUGAGGAGGCGGCCCCAGCUGAAUUGGAACCUGUUUCAGAUGAGGGUUGUAGAACAGCAAGUCCAUUUGAUGCUAAUGGAUCUGGAUCUCUCUCUCCAGCAAUGUUGUCCUUCUUCUGUCAAGAGAAGAAUGAAACUGAUGACCAAAAUCAGACCCAAGGUCUGGAGGAGGAAGAGUUUGCUGAGGCACGACACAUAUCCAUGUCUCGAUGGGCAUCUGACAGUGAUUCUCCAACGAAUGCAAAUCUAUCUGAUGAUGAAGGUGCCCCUGGAGAAACUAUAUGCAGAAAGGAAUCAAUUGGUCAGGACUCCAGUGAUGAUAGAUUGCCAUCCUCUAAAUCUAUUGAAAGAGGUUGCAGUUCAGGGUCUUCUGAUCCAUUAGAAGACUCUGAAAAUACAAUAAUCAAUGAAGAUCUCAUGGAUGUUGACAGGAUCAAGGAUGGGAAUGACGAUGCAAAACAAAUGGAUGAUAGUUGCUGUCAAGUCGAAGGGUCUGGUGUUGCUGACGGGAGAAGUUUCGAUAUGCUGGAGGGUUGUCGAAGUGUGUAUGAGUAUGAGAGACUCAAUGAAAUUAAUGAAGGUACUUAUGGUAAAGUGUACAAAGGAUUGGAUAAGAAGACCGGACAACACGUAGCUCUGAAGAAAGUUAAGUUGGAUGUACGAAAAGAUAAGAGUCUAGAAGAAUAUGGCUUCCCUAUAACAUCCUUGCGUGAAAUUAACAUUCUAUUGUCUUUUCAGCAUCCUUCAAUUGUGAAUGUUAAAGAAGUUGUUGUAGGUGGCCUUGAUAGUGUUUAUAUGGUGAUGGAGUACAUGGAACAUGAUCUGAAGGGGUUCAUGCAGGCUAGAAAGCAUCCCUUUAGUACCAGUGAAGUAAAGUGCUUGAUGCUGCAGUUGUUGGAAGGCGUCAAAUAUCUUCAUGAUAACUGGGUACUUCAUAGAGAUUUAAAGACGUCUAAUCUUCUUUUAAACAAUGAAGGAGACUUGAAAAUAUGCGACUUUGGGAUGUCACGCCAAUAUGGGAGUCCGUUGAAGCCAUAUACAUCUCUUGUGGUUACUUUGUGGUACAGGGCACCUGAACUACUUCUAGGAUCAAAGCAGUAUUCUACAGCUAUUGACAUGUGGUCAGUGGGCUGUAUAAUGGCUGAAAUGUUGUCUAAAGAACCUUUGUUCAAAGGGAACAAUGAAAUCAAUCAGCUUUCCAAGAUUUUUGGAAUUCUGGGCACACCAAAUGAGGGUAUUUGGCCGGGAUUUUCUAAAUUGCCUGGAGCUAAAGCAAAUUUUAUUAAGCAGCCGUAUAAUUUUUUGCGGAAAAAGUUCCCAGCAACAUCUUUUACAGGAGCACCUUAUCUUUCAGAUUUGGGAUUGGAUUUGUUAACUAGACUUUUAACUUACGACCCGGAGAAGAGACUAACAGUUGAUGAAGCCUUGAAUCAUGGUUGGUUCUGUGAAGUACCUUUAGCAACAUGUAAAGAACUAAUGCCUACUCUUCCCCCUCAGCAUGCAAAAAACAGGAUUGUGUCUCUCAACCGAAAGAGAAUUGAUUCAUGCAAUCUCGUUGGAGAUAAUUCUUUCUUGUAUUGAUCCUUUAGCCUUGAAGUUCCUAACCGGUUUGAGUUCAAUUUGGUGUAAUUAAAUAUACCUUAUCAAAUUUAAUGUUCAAGAAGUUAAUAUUUUAUUUUAUUAUUUUUCAAAUUGCUGUUUUACUUUAUUUUCUUGCAUAAGUUUUUCUUUGCAAGAGGGGACUGAUAUGCGACGAGGGAUGAAUAUUGCUGAUGCUUGGUGUUCAAAAGUUCAGAAAGCAUUGCACCUGCAAGACUGAAGGGGGCAAAAAAGAAAAGAAAAAUAGUUCUACAUAGCUCGGAUUGUAUGUUAUCAUCCAUUCAACUGUGCCUAAUUUGCAAAUGUAGGGCUGGUAUUCAGCUGGUGUGUAGAAUCGUUUUCUGGUAGUAAGUUUCAUCCAUUGCCUUAUCCUCCCCCAUUAAUUAUUUAUCAGUCUUUGGCUUUGUUAUUUUUUUUAUGUUAGAAUAUUUUGCAGGUUUCCAGUUUAUUGUUUUUGCAACAGUUGUUUAGGUAUAUACUUCAGUCUGGUUUGGUAUACUCAUCAAAAACAUUGAGGUAAUGAUAAUAGUGCAUGUUGUUGCGUACCCAUUUGUUUGAAAUUAACUAUAAAUUUGCGGCAAAUCUCUCUCAAAUUCUUGGAUGCAUAUUCAAGGCACUGCUUUGUAGAUGAAGAUUUUGAUGAAAGAGUCGCAGUGAGGUUUUUGUAGAGAAGGCAGAUUUGCUAAUGUUCCGCUAAUUGAUUCGGAAUUGUUAUUAUAAUUUAUAUACUUUUUAGCUGCCAUUAGUGCUACUUAAUUGAUAAAACACUUCUGUAUCUUGUGAAUAAAUGUUUGUGUUGAUUCAAGCUA
Molecule: messenger RNA, 3296 nt
Organism: Mercurialis annua (annual mercury)
Lineage: Eukaryota; Viridiplantae; Streptophyta; Magnoliopsida; Malpighiales; Euphorbiaceae
Product: cyclin-dependent kinase G-2
Exons: 8
Coding region: 508-2469 (653 amino acids)
Biological process (GO): regulation of mitotic cell cycle; protein phosphorylation
Cellular component (GO): nucleus
Molecular function (GO): cyclin-dependent protein serine/threonine kinase activity; ATP binding
Source: RefSeq, a predicted model, not a curated record